UUUGGGGUCUCAGGACAUGCGAGUAACCCCUUUGGCGUAAAAAAAUCCUGGAAACUGUGAACUUGUGGGACGACUUGCCACAUUAGAGGGUUCAUUAGAAUUGAGGUGAAACAACCAACAGAGAACCAUGUUUCAUUUUAAGAAGAAAGAUCGGGAUUCCAAGAAGGACUCCAAGAAGGAGAAGAAAGAACGUGACAAACAGGAAAAGCACAGUUUCAAGCAAAAAGACCGCCACAAGGAAAAGUCGAUGACGGAAGAAGAGCUCAGCCGCCUGGAUGAGAUCAAGCGAGGACUGUUUCCUGGCCGAAAAAUCAGCAUCACGAAGCAGCAGUCGGCCAAGUCCGACCGAACGGAUGGCUACCACGCACCGGGCGUGGAGAUACGUAACAGUGAGUCCAAUUACAGCAUGGAGUUCACCAGUGGGAGCGACGAGGCCAGUGCCAACUCGGUCCGCAGUAGUCUUGAGUUCCCAGUCAGCCAGAUGGUGGAUGAGGAUGGUGACAAGGCUGUGGAUGUUAACGGCAAGAUGGAGCAGACAGAACAACCUCCCUUUGUUAAGAAAGGCUCAGGUUCCAAGAAGAGUAUUCUGAAGGGGAAAUCCAGUUACGGGUUGCCGGAUGUGUCUGCGGGGACAGUGUCUACUAAGCUGGACGACAUGGGCAUCCUCGCUGACAACACGGCGUACAAUGAACUCAUCGCGGAGAAGACACGAUCGUCGUCGCUCAGGAGCGGGUCACAGUUUGACGAGAUCUACCUGGAGCCGAUCGUCCACAGCCCUGGUCCUGGGGAGAAGACCUUUGACGUGGAUUUACCACUGCCGGACAUUGUUGUGCCCAAGCCGCCGCGAAAGCGCGACGUGGUGCUGCAGCGGCAGCCCAAUGGCGGGUUUGGGUUCACACUGCGGCGCUGCAUCAUUGAGGAACGGGGUGGGCUGGGGGGUGCCAUCACGCGGCGGACCGUGCACUUUGCCGAGCCCAGCGCCACGCAGAAGGACAACACGUCCGGCUUGCUUCCAGGUGAUCGCCUGGUGGAGGUGAACACUGAGAACGUGGAGUCCACGCCACGGGACGACAUCAUCGCCAAGAUUCGUGGCUCCACUGAUACAGUCUCGUUGAAGGUCCAGCCGAUUCCAGAACUGAUUGAGCUGAGCCAUCGACACGGAGUAGAUGGAUCAGAGAUGAAUCUCGAAGAUCAAAUCCUGAAAACAGGAUCACUCGCCCAGAGUUCUAGUCUUCGCAUUGAACGAGAUAGGUAUCACAAUGAUUUCUGUUCCCUGCAUGACGCUGCCAAGUCAGAUGCCCAACUCGACUCGGAGAAGGCGUGGCUAGGAGCGGAGAAGGUGUGGCUCCUGCACAAGGCAGGCUUCACCGCCGCCCAGCUGCUGAAAGAUGAGGGCAUCGUCCCGUUGGCUGAGGGGAGAAUCAGGGUCAAGUUGGUACACAGCGACGACGCCCUGGAGGUGGAUGAGGAAGAUGUGGAGAAGGCUAACCCUCCUCAAUAUGACAGAGCAGAAGACCUGGCCUCCCUUCUCCAUCUCAACGAGUCAGGGGUACUACACACCCUCCGGCAGCGCUAUGGCGCCAGUCUUAUUCACACCUACGCAGGCCGCAACCUGGUUGUCAUCAACCCAAUGCACCAGCUCUCUGUGUAUUCAGACAAGCAUGCCACAGCAGUCAUCCAGCUCUUUAAGGGAUGCAAGCCAGAGGACAUGCCACCCCACAUCUACGCCACGGCGCAGACGGCCUACCGCAAUAUGCUGGCCACCCAGCUGGACCAGUCAGUAGUCUUCCUGGGGCGGAGCGGGGGAGGGAAGUCGUGGAAUGCGAGGCACACCCUGCAGUACCUAACCCAGGUGGCGGGGACCGUCAGCAACAUGGUGACAGUGGACAAGAUCCAGGCCGUGGCUACCCUGGUGGACGCCUUUGGAGGCGCGCGGACUGUCCAGAACACCAGCGCCACACGCUGUUCUCAGAUCCUCUCCCUGGACUUUGACCACAUGGGACAGAUUGCCGCCGGCUCCCUGCAGAUCCUGGUUUUGGAGAAGUAUCGUGUGGUCAGGCGCCCAGCCAGUGAGAGGUCUUUUAACAUCUUCUACAGCCUGAUGGGCGGUGCAGACGAGACACUAACGAAGGAGCUGUUCCUGAACCAUUUAGCACCAGAUAACGUGUACAUAUCUCCCUUGCAGAGGUCGGAGGAGAAGCAACCAACCACAACAGCUUGGAAUAAGGUCCUGCAUGCCUGCAGUGUGUUGGGCUUUUCCAGCGAGCACUGUAAGGCGCUGUGGUGCGUCUUAGCUGCCAUCAUCCAUCUGGGUGCAGCUGGAGCGACCAAAGGCUCUGGGAGCAGCAAAGCCCAGUUCCGCAAGCCCACCGAAGCCCAGAAGGCCGCCCACCUCCUGGGCAUCAGCUUAGAGGAACUUGCCAAGAACACCUUCAGCCCCCGCCUGGGGGGUAACGCCCCCCGCGGCAGCCUGAGACCGGUGGUCAACGACCCCUCGGAGCAAGGGGCCACGCCACGGGACGCCCUGGAGAGCAUGAUGGUGGGGCUGUACGGUGAACUAGUCAACGCGGUAGUGUCGCUGAUAAACAAGGCCCUGUCAAGUUCGUAUCGGACCGUGUCAUCCAUCUUGGUCGUGGAUGUCCCAGGAUUUCAAAACCCCACAGCCUGCGGCCAGCCGGGUGGGGCCUCCUUUCAUGACCUCUGCAUGAACUAUGCACAGGAACGCCUGCAGUUACUGUUCCACGACGCCAUGUUCACCGCGCAGCAGGACAAAUACGCACAGGAGAAUAUCGACUGUCAGUUUGAGCAAGCAGACACCACGCCAGAAGCCAUGGUCAACCUCCUUGAUAAACAGCAGGGUCUGAUGCGGUCUUCCAACUUGGACCUUAGGGAUGUGGACCAGAAGGGGCUACUCUGGCUGCUGGAUGAGGAGUCGAUAUUCCCUGGAGCCACCGAUGAGAGUUUCAUGGAGAGAAUCACCAUCCAUUACGGCCACCUGGCCAGAAAGAAAGACGGUCUCCUACGAGGAUGUAAGGACAAGAACAACUUCAUCUUGAAUCAUUUCCAGGGCACGACACCGAUCCAGUACAAUGCCACUGGCUGGCUGAGAAGCUGUCGGGAACAUCCCGUGGUCCGGAUGGCAAUAGUCGUCCUCCAGGAAUCACAGAAGAAUAACAUCAGCGGCUUGUUUGUGAGUCUAGCGGGCUCCCUGCCCAGUACGAUGGUGGGCUCGGUCGCGGGCAUAGAGGGCAGCUCAUCACUGCGUAGGGCGUCAAGUAUCCGUAGGGCGUGGUCCAGCGGCACUGCUGCCAUUAAACGCAAGUCCAUCUGCCUACAAGUCAAAUUCCAAGUGGACGGUAUUGUGGACUCCCUGCGUCGUACCCGCCUACAUUUCGUCCACUGUCUUCUCCCCCAAGUCAACGCCGGCCUGUGCGAGCUGAAGAACCUUGGGGCCAAAUCCCCUACCUCCCCAACGCCCACCUCCGACGGGCUGAUCGACGUACCCUACCUGAGGAAUCAAAUCCGAGGACUGGAGAUCUUGGAGUCCACCAAGCUACACAAAUAUGGAUUUCCAGAGAGCAUGUUGUUCACCGAGUUCCGUCGGAGGUUUGAGGUACUUGCCCCAGCCACUGCAAAGGUUUCAGAGCCUGUACUGGAUGAGAGAAAGGCCAUUGAGGAGCUACUCAAACAUUGUGAUCUGGGUGUCUCAAUGUACAGACUCGGACUUAGUCAGAUUUUCUUCAAGCCUGGUGCCCUGGUGAAGCUCGAGGACCAUCGGGAUGAGAGACUAGCCAAGACGAUCACAGAGUUCCAGUCCUACUGUCGAGGAUACCUGGGCAGAAAACAAUUCAAACAACUCAAGAUCCAGCAUCUUGCAAUCACCGCCAUCCAGCGCAAUGUCCGCAAGUUCCUUGCUGUUCGCACCUGGCCCUGGUGGCGACUGGUAACCAAGGUGCUGCCGCUGUUAGACGUCCACAGAACAGAGGAGGAACUCAAAAUGAAGGACCACGAGCUGACAGAAUUACGACUACGAGUAGAAAAGUUGGAGAAAGAACGGAACGUGCUGAAGCACAAUCACGACAAGAUGGAGGCAAGGUUGGCGGAGAUGAGUGCCGAUCUUACCGAGGAACACACAACGGCCAAUCAUGCAUCUGAGAUGCUAGAGCGGGAAACGGCCGAGAGGCUGCGACUGGAGAAGGAAUUAAAAGAGUUGAAGGUUGCCCAUGGGAAUCUGCAGCGCAAGGCAGAGCGACUGGACAUGGAGGUGAUGGAGUCCAGAAUGAUGCGGUCCUCGUACAUGGAUGGAGACAUGGGCAGCAGCGAUGAGGAGGAAGAUUCCAUCUACCGAAGCAAGUAUGAGCAAGCGAGACGAGAGAUUGAGCUCACCAAGAAACGGCUGAAGCAAGAGCAUGAGGAAGAAAUAGAGAGCAUGAAAGCGGCCAAGAAGGCGCAAGAUAGACGGUUGGCAGAGGCUGUGGAAGAGGUCGAGGAGGAGCGGAAGCAGGUCGGCGUGUUGAAGCGCAAAGUGCAGAAACUCACAGGCGAGGCGCAGGAUACCAGACUCCACCUGGAAUCUCAGCAGGCACGGAAUUCUGAGUUGGAAAAGAAGCAAAGAAAAUUUGACGCCGAGCUUCACAAAGUUCAGCAGGAUCUCCACACGGAGCAUCUGGUCAAGGAGAGAUUGCAACGAGAGAAGGAAGCCCUACAGAGCGACAAUUAUAUCCUCCGGCAGGAGUUGGAGGAUAUCCGGUCAGACGUGGGCAUCAAGGAGAAGCGCAUCGAGGAGCUGCGGUGCGAGAUGAGCGACCUGUCCUCCCACGGCAGCAAGGAGGUGACGGAGGUGGCGGCCAUCAAGCGCCAGAAGCGGGAGCUGGAAGCCAAGAUUGAGGACCAAGAGGAGGAGCUGGACGAGCAGGCUGGCAAAAUCCUGCAGCUGGAACAGAGCAAGCUCAGGCUGGAGAUGCAGCUGGAGAAGCAGAAGCAGGCCUCCCAGAAGGAGCUGGAGGCCAAGGAUGAGGAGGUGGAAGCAUCCAGAAGCACCUUCCAGAACAGGCUGAAACAGCUGGAGAACCAGAUAGAGGAAGACUACAAGGAGCGGCAGAGCCUGAUGAGGCAGAAGCGGGACCUGGAGCACAAGCUGGCCGAGCUGCAGGAGCACCCGCGGGCGUCAGACCGCGACACGGAGCGGCGGUUGAGGAAAGACCUGAAGAAGACCAAGGCACUGCUGAACGACGCCCAGGUCAUGCUAGAGAGGCAGAAGGCCUCGGCACCCAGCAGCUCCAAGAUCAAGCAGCUGAAGAAUGAGCUGGAGGAUUCUCAGUACGCAACCAUGGCUGCGGUGAAGGCCCGGCAGAGCAUGGAGAACGAGCUAGCGGAGCUACAGAACCAGCUGGAGGAUGUCAGCAGGGCUAAAGCUGAGGCGGACGAGAAGAUCUCCCAGCUGAACCGGGAGAAGAACGAUGUCCAGACGAGACAAGAGGACCAGGAGGAGGACUUCAACGAUCUGCUCAAGAAGCACAAGGCGCUGGUGCUGCAGAGUUCCAAUGACCAGGCUAGGGUCAACGACUACAUCGUACAGAUCAGUGACCUAACGCAAGACAAACAUGACCUGGAAGAGAAGGUCUCGGAGAUCCAAAGCAAAAUGGAGUUCAUGACCUCGACCAUGGUGGACCGGACUCAGUUGGCAAGGUUAGAAGGCAGAGUACGAGAUCUGGAUUCCAGGCUGGCUCUGGAGAAGACUACCAGGCAGAAAUAUGAGAACCAAGCGGAGAAACUGAAGGAAAACAUCGAGAAGAUGAGCUCAGAGCACGACCACAUGAGCCACAAGGACCAGAAGAUGCAGGAGACCGUCCGUCGAUUGCAGAGGGAAUUGCGGGAACUGAAGGAGGAGCAGACAGACCGACAGCGGCGAGAGACGGAGGCUAACAAGAAGAAACUGGAACUGGAGGAAACAGUUGACACCCUGGAAGAGAGCAACAACAAGCUGCAAUCGGACUUGAAGCUGGCCUUCAAGAGGAUAGCUGACCUACAGCACGCGCUGCAGGAUAACGACGACAGCGAGAGUGAUUUUGGAAGCACUGAGUCCGACAGCGAUGACAUGCCCGAAUACAGUCGUCGCUACAGUCGGUACUCGUCCCGCAGUUACCGAGACAGCACCAGCAGCUUGGAAUCCACGCCGCGUCUCGCACGGCGACGUGUCCUCUCCUCAGCCUCGGAAGAUGCCGCCCCAAGGAAAGCCAAGUACACCGUCAACCCCGCCAGCUCUGACGAGGAAGAGUUUGAACCCCGCAGCACCUCUCGCCCAAGCAGCAUGUACAGUGAGGACAGCAAAGGCAGCAAGGACUCGGGUGGGGACCUGCUGGCCUCUUCCUCCUCCCCGCCUGCCGGGGAGGACCGAGACUCCACCCUGACCAGCUCCACCGGAACCAAAAAGAAAGGCUUUGUGGUCAACCCCGACUACUUGUGAGGAGCAGCCCCCCCCCCAUCUAAUCGUUUAAAAGCAAUAUCUAUGUAAUUUUUUUUUCCAUCUUCGUUGUUGUCAAUAUUUAAGCAGAUGUAUUUCUCGUCAAGUUUUCAUGUUUGAUUCGUCAUGUUUGUCGGGCGUUACUAAUUCUUUUUUCAUGUUGGGAAUCUGGUCUUACCCUUUGAGUGGCGAUUGAUGCAUCAGAUGGCUUCUUACACCUGCUGCUUGUUGAAGGUUUUCCACAUUCAUUUGCUCUCUGGAAGCAGCUGUGGUGGCUAAAAAAUUAACGGUUUCUGUGUCCUGGUGAAUUUUGGUUCUUCAUGCAGAAACCGGUAAAUGAGCAACACUACAGCCACCGCCAGAAUUCCUUUUGGAAAAAAAAAUUUUUUUUUUCUUAAAUCAUUGGGAUGUACAUGUAGGCAUAUAGAUACAGAUAUUCUAAGUCUGCACUUUGUGUCAAAAUACAUCAAUACCCACAUUCAUGAUAUUGGAAGCGGUACAUUGAACUAAACAGUGUGAUUGCAAUUUGAAAUAUAUGCAUAUGUGUGUCCACAGACAUGUUGGCGAGAAUAUCAUGUUCCCGGGAAUUAUUUUAAGUCCCAGUUUCUUGUCUCUGGCUCGCUGUCAGAUCGUCAAGAUGAACAUAAGGCUACUGUGAUUAAUGAGUCUCCCUGUCAAAACAGAGGACCAUCGAGCUGCAUUUUACUGUCAUGCUCUGGUGAUCGUUGAUGUCGUUCCACACUUGAUGCGAAUAGCUUUGUUGGGCUUCUUCACCUAAUGGAAAUUUUGCCAAAGAGUAAACCCAUAAAUAUACCAACUCCCACACCUGUAAAAUUACUAUAUCAACCUUAUAUUUUGUUACAGUUCUACCAAGUAUGGAAUGGAUUGCAGAUAAUUACAGCCAUACCAUACACAUGAGGAAGCUCCCCCCCCCGCAUCACAGCUGCAGAUGUUUUCAUUGCCUUUCAAACCCUUUGUGAAAAUUGUACAGACUGUUUUUAUGGGAAACUCUGUCAACUGGGGUGUUAAUGGAAACUGGUAGUUACACCCCCCCACACACACACACAGCUGCAGAUGUUUUCAUUGCCUUUCAAACCCUUUGUGAAAAUUGGACACACUGUUUUUAUGGGAAAUUCUGUCCACUGCCGUGUUAAUGAAAACUGGUACAUUGUAAUCACAGGCGGCUGCAAACGCUUCAGAAUGUCAUUUAGGGCAUUUCUCUUGCGUACCUGCAUAUACUUAUACAGGGGGUUGUUUGUGUUAUCUGUGGGAAUUUUUCUGAAUAGUUCAAUCUGAAUGAUCUAAAAUUGAAAUUAUCGACUAUUCGCGGUGUAGAUAAUUUGUAAAGUUCUGUACAGCUGAGAGUUAUGUUGAGUCAGGAAGUUGAUCUAUGCAUGCAUAUUGAUAGUUGUUUCGUGUAAGUAUUCUGCACAGUAAUUGGUCCUUAAUGAAUUAGCCCAACUCUUAAAAAUAAUCGAGACUCCAGUUUUGUUUUAUUGAAUCCAUUAGAGGCUUUCCUUCACUGUUUCCUUGGCUGAUAGUAGAAUGGGAUAACAGCCACGUUCAUUGUUCACAUUAUACUUCAAGUUGUUUAGCCGCUGGCAUUCCAAUUUGCUUUAGAGCAAGCUACGAUGUGGAAAGUCAAAUGGCUAUAAGUAGAAAAUAAUGUACGAGUUAAAAUUCUUGCAAUUAAUUCAAAUUCUGAAUUUCAUUUAAUUUUAAUUUAAUUUAAUGAUUUACUUUUAAUAUUUUCGAUGUAAGGAUUAAAUUUGGAACUAAAGAUGUACCCUAAGCUCUGUGGAGAAUUGAAUUGAUUUCAUUCAAAAUGGAAUGUUUUCAGAGUCCAUUUACCAUGCAGAUAUUUUUGGAAUGUCAUGCAUACCGAGACAGUGAAGUGUGUUUUUUUUUUUUUAAUAUAUAUAUAAGCCC
Messenger RNA from Acanthaster planci (crown-of-thorns starfish), 8392 nucleotides. Its product is annotated as unconventional myosin-XVIIIa-like. Gene Ontology annotation, biological process: actomyosin structure organization. Gene Ontology annotation, cellular component: cytoplasm; myosin filament; myosin II complex. Lineage: Eukaryota; Metazoa; Echinodermata; Asteroidea; Valvatida; Acanthasteridae. Gene Ontology annotation, molecular function: actin filament binding; cytoskeletal motor activity; ATP binding. The record is from RefSeq and is a predicted model, not a curated record.